AUGAAAGUCAUCAAAUCUGUUCCCCUCACCUUUCUCAGCACUUCUGCUCAGCCUCCGCUGCAACAGCAAGGGAGGCGUCGAUUGGAACCCUUUACCAUUCCGUAUGCUCUCAUGUGGCGUAUUGAAAUUGGUAAUGGAAUCCCUUAUCCCGAUCGAGAGCCCACUCCCGAGGAGUACGAAGGUGUCCGUCAAUCCACUGUGGACUGGUUUAACUCUGCCCAUGAUGCCUUUUACGAGGAUGCUGACUUUACCUUUGUGGAUACUAACUGUGAGUUGGUACCAGAAGAGACCAGCUGGGAUCCUGCCACCAACUACCCGCACAAGAUUCAGAUGCAUUGUUUUGCCAACUUUGACGCCCCUGCCAUUGAAGAUUUGCCUACCAAUGUGGAGUUCCCAAAGGGUAGGCUAUACGAUGACCGAUAA
Molecule: messenger RNA, 423 nt
Organism: Seminavis robusta
Lineage: Eukaryota; Bacillariophyta; Bacillariophyceae; Naviculales; Naviculaceae
Source: the annotation of a GenBank genome assembly